CGGCCUCAAAAACGUCUGUCUGUCUUCACAAUGAAGGGUCUGUCUAUACAGUACAGCCGCACGAGCCUCGCCUCGCCUCGCCUCCUCUCUCGCAUGCUUAUCAGCCCAUCACCAGAUGCUCGCACGCAUCCUUGCGGCGAUGAGCAUCACACGCGCGCAAGAUGAAGCAACCAGGCAGAGGCACCGCAGCAGGCAGGCAGGCAGGCAGCACACAUCCACCCACUCGAAAACGUGCUGAUGCCAUGCCGCACAUCACAUUCCCCUCCUCUAGUCUAGCCUAGCCGUUCUUCUGUCUCUUCUUGGGCACAUCAUCGUUGCCAUGGUUGCCUAGGGAAAGCUGGCGCUUGUCCCCUGCCCUCACACCCGGCUGCCUGUCCUGCUCUUGUCUGUGGUCCUCCAGGGCGGUCUUGCCUGAUCCGAGGUCGAAGAGGAACUCUUUUGGAAUCCUGCUGUCGCGACUGCCCGGCGCCUUGUUGACCGUGACGCCCUCCUGCUGCAGUCGCCUGACCUUGUCAGGCAGAUUGGGAUUGUCGGGACCUGAACGGCCACCUGCAGACAACAGCCAGAGGUGAGGUGAUCCAGGCAGGCAGGCAGGCAGGCAGGCCGGCAAGCGUUCCUCUUCCCCACCGAAGCCGCCGAUGGUGAGGUCAGCGUUGACGACCCUGUGUCAGGGAACCGCCGGGGCGAACGGGUUUCUCUUCAUCGCUGCACCACAACACAGGUACCUCACGAGCACAGGACACAGAGAUCCAUCCCACCCAUCCCCACUUCCACACAUCCAUCCCAUCCCCCCAGUGCACCGCACCCACCUUACCUUGUCCAAUAGCCUGGCCAGAUCCACAGCCAACCGCCUCGCCCAGUGCCUUGUAGGUCGUCACCUUCCCCGCAGGCACACGCAUCAGCGCCUCAAACACGCGCCGCUGGAAUGGCGUGAUGCGAUGCGCAGACCAGUCAAUAACACCUGGCGCACCAUCGCCCUCAUCCUCUGCUGCUAUAGCCGCAGCGCUCGAGUGGCCGCCAGGCCCAUCCUCAGCCUCCCCGGCCUCAUCGUGGCCAUCUGCACUGCGGCUCAUGCUGUGCGGUGGCAGAUCUAGACCGACUCCCAGACGGCGUGUUGGGACUGGAGGUAGGCGCGCUCCUGUGAGCUGUAGACGAGGAGGGCGACGUGGAAACAGCACAGGUGCGAGCAGAGAUGGAUGGUGACGCCGAAAGCAGAGACGAGGAGGAUGAUUCUGAGCCAAAUUGGCAUAGGCUGGCCCACGGAGCAGUGAUGCCAGCCUUGUGCUUCGAGCAUAAAGAUGCC
Molecule: messenger RNA, 1303 nt
Organism: Vitrella brassicaformis
Lineage: Eukaryota; Vitrellaceae
Source: the annotation of a GenBank genome assembly